This is a messenger RNA of Solenopsis invicta (red fire ant), 1991 nucleotides long. RefSeq names its product prolyl 3-hydroxylase OGFOD1 (gene sud1). Gene Ontology annotation, biological process: peptidyl-proline hydroxylation; regulation of translational termination. Gene Ontology annotation, molecular function: peptidyl-proline dioxygenase activity; L-ascorbic acid binding; iron ion binding. The coding region runs from base 98 to 1852 and encodes 584 amino acids. NCBI's taxonomy places the organism in Eukaryota, Metazoa, Arthropoda, Insecta, Hymenoptera, Formicidae. The record is from RefSeq and is a predicted model, not a curated record. Gene Ontology annotation, cellular component: cytoplasm. The transcript has a single exon.
AUUGUAGUGUUAAGCAAACCUAAGAAAACUUUUGCUACAAAGUAUAUUGAAGUAGAUUUAAGAUUUCUAUGUUAAGUUCAACAAUAAUUGGGAGAGUAUGGCAGGCCAGAAGUUGUUUUCGGAGCACAUGUACAGUGCAAAAUUUCAAGAAGAAUUCAAGAAACACUGGCACUCUCAAAGCGAUUUCAAGAGUGACAAUCUGGAAAUCAUUUCAAAACCCUUUAAAGUAUGUAGGAUAUCAAAUUUCUUGAGGGACGAGAAGAUUAUAGAGAAUUUAAAAAGCGAAUUAGACUGUUACAAUCAUAAACGCAAAGCUCUCGACCUCUACCAGUUCGAGAAGACCGAGGAUCUGUUCUUUGCCACCGACAAGUGCGUCGAACUAUUGAACAGAUCAUUUCGAGAAGAUCUGACAUCGUGGAUGAGCCAGAAUACAAACAUCAAACUGAAUGGAAAAGUUUCGAUGUCGAGUGCCCGUUACUACAAUAUGGACUACCUACUGUGUCACGAUGAUAACAUGAGUGAUAGAAGAAUUGCUUAUAUAUUCUAUCUGACCAACAAUUGGACAGAGGAGGAUGGCGGUGCUUUGGAUCUCUUUGACACGGACGAGAACGGCUUGCCCAGGCAGACAGUGAGAUCAUUGAUCCCAGAAUACAAUUCUCUUGUGUUCUUCGAGGUAGUAAACAACUCCUACCAUCAAGUGACCGAAGUGCUGACGAAGGACAAGUGCAGGUGGUCAAUCAAUGGUUGGUUUCACGGUCCCUUAAAAGAGGAUUUCCAUAAAUCGCCGAGAAACGAACCGACGAAGGUUUUCAUACCACCGAGCUCCAUCGAAGUAGACUUGCACUCUUGGGUCACCGACGACUAUCUGGUACCCGGCAUAAUACAGCAGAUUCAAAAGGACGUCGAGAUGUCGUCUUACACGUUUCUUAAAGGAUUCUUGAAAGAAUCUACGUACCAGCAGAUUGCGAGUGAUUUGACAUCGCCGGAUAUCAGCUGGCGGACAAUCGGUCCACCGGACAUGCAUCGCUAUGAGAUAGCCGACGAGCAAACCUUGCCGAAGCUAGUGAAAGAUUUCUGUGGUCUUUUUAAAUCUGUUUCAUUUUUUCAAUUGCUGGAAAAAUAUACGGGGCUCGAUCUGAUGCCCAAGAAAACAAAGAGGCCCAAGAUGACGCUGGAAUUACAGAGAUGGUCGUCAGGUUGCUAUACAUUGUUGUACGACAGAUCGCUACUGAAAGACACUUCAGACGAGUCGAAGACUGACCGAUCUAACAACUACGCAAAAGUCGAUGAAGAUACGGCACCGGCGGCGCGUGCGUCGACCUCGGAUUUCUCGACUGGAAAGACGGAUCUGGCCGCAAAUGAAAUGCGUCGAGAGUUGAAGAGGGAACGAGUAGACGAUUCUUCUUCUGACGAUCCUCCUUCCCCAGCAAAUUCGCCUGAUAAGAAAAAAGUGGCCAGGUACCUUGACAGACAAUCAGACGUUGGUAUGUCGAGUAAGCACAAGCAUGGCACGGACGUGAGUGAAACUUCCUCGUCUGAGAACGAGAAGUUGUCUCGUAGCGGCACUCCGACCAGUGACAGCGAGGAUGAUUCUGCAAGUAAGGACGACGAGUUCCUACUUGACGUGAUAAUACAGUUCCAUACUCAAGACGCCAAAGGCAUACCGAAGACAGGAGACACAAUAGAUUUUGUGGAUCCUUGUGAACAAGAAGGUAUUUUAAUCCAAGUCCCGAUACGGGAUAAUCAUCUUUGUUUAGUCUAUAGAUCAUUCAUGAUAUGUCGUCUUCAUAAAUACCUGAAUCAUCUCUACGAUGGUUAUUCUUAUACUUUCAUAUGUACAUAUUAUGAAUAAUCUAGCGUGAUUUUUUGGUUAAAUUAAAAUAUUCUGUUAAAAGAGAUAAAAAAAAAUGUAUUAUAAGUCCAGCGUAAUUGCUAGCUUGAACCAACAAAUGAUAUAUUUUCUUGGAUCAGAACAAUAUUCUCUUUGUGAA